Molecule: messenger RNA, 3809 nt
Organism: Homalodisca vitripennis (glassy-winged sharpshooter)
Lineage: Eukaryota; Metazoa; Arthropoda; Insecta; Hemiptera; Cicadellidae
Product: kielin/chordin-like protein
Exons: 9
Coding region: 45-938 (297 amino acids)
Molecular function (GO): protein binding
Source: RefSeq, a predicted model, not a curated record
CAGAGGCGAGCUGUAGAGGUAGUGUCCUAGAGAGUAUAACCGAGAUGUGGUGUGUCACAUUCUUGUUGGCCUUGUCUUCCUCUGCAUUCACACUUGUUAAUGGAGAAUGUCCCACCUACGAGAAGGAUUACUACACGGAUAUCGGUUGUGUCCCGGAAGCUGUAGACGACUCCGGAUGUCCCACUAGCUAUGAUUGUAAUUCGCUGACACAAAGGAGCCUGGACAAAUGUUAUUACAAGGGCAGGGCCUAUGAGGAAGGCCACAAGCUAGAUGAGACACCGGAUGCCCCGUGCCUGGUUGAAUGUCGAUGUGAGCCUACCGGUAACAGCUCAGUGGCCUUCUCUUGCGUGGGCGUGGAAUGUCCCUCAGAAUUCGAACCACCUCCAGAGCCCGGAUGUUACAACGUCCACGAGCAUGGCCAAUGUUGCAGUGUCAAGGAGAUUUGUGAUUCAAAUUCAAAAGAAGGUGAAGCGGAAGGGAAGACUCCGAAGGAAAUGUGUGAAUACAAUAAUAAGGUUUACCAAGUGGGAGAGCAGUUUUAUCCAGAAGAGUCUUCUUGCUUAGAAUGCAUCUGUGGACCCGGUUUCGUCGGCUUGCUUCAAGAGCCCUUUUGCCGAAAGAUUAACUGUAGUUUGGAGUUGAACUAUGCAGAACGCAUCAUGGAUGGAUGUGUGCCAGUUUAUUUUGGCAACAAUGACUGCUGUCCUCACGGCUGGAGAUGUCCUGACCUAUCGGACUCAGUAAUGCCGUCGGAGUCAGGGAGUGAAACUAAAGAAGUAUCAGCUUCCGAGAAAAGCUGCAAGUUUGGGGCUCUGACGAUGCGGGUGGGCGAGAAGCUGAACCCUGUGACGGACGGGGGAGGUGAGUGGCAUUGUUCAUGCCGGGUGCCUCCUCACCCCAUCUGUGUUGAGACCCGCUCGCCCCAAGAGGACCAGUAGACAUCUAUCUCCUGUGACACUUAAACAGUGUGCAGUUUUAAUAAUUAUUAACUUACUUUGUGAAUCCAUUGAAAAUGUGAAUUGUAGAGACGAUGUGAUUUGUUUUAGCGAGUAGUCUUUGAAAAAUCUACACCCUCUUUUCCGUUCAAGAAGAUAUGGCAAUAUAAAAACAUUGAAUGUAUGGUACUUCAAAUUCAAAUUUAAAAAGAAGUUGUAAAUUAUUUUAGAUAAAUUGUUACAUAAUUUUCAGUGCGCAGCAAUUUCAUAUACAUAUGUAUUCAUAUUGUAUUAGACGUACAUAAAAUCAGUUACUAUUUAUUUUACAGACUUAUAGAUAUUUUAGCUUAUUCACCAUGUUAACGUAAUGUCUGCCUGUAUCACCAUGAUGAAAUAAUGCCUGUCUUUAUCACCAUGAUGACAUAAUACCUUUAUUUAGUUUUACUGAUUCAUAAGCUGUACAAAUCGUGUAAUACUUGCAAGUUUAAACUAUCGUGUUUACAAUUAUCGAGCUUGAUUGUCAUACCGCUAACACUGUAUACAUUGUUACGAGUUGAAUAAACAGAAUAUUACCAUACGUUGACAGAAAAACAUAGCUCUGAGCCUAAACGUAUAAACCUAUCAUCUGUGAUAUAAAUGUCAUGAUAUAAUAAUUACAUAAUCUAAAAAUAUAUUAUUACGUCUGUGCUUCUUCUGGCGUAGUGCUAGGUUUAGGCGUGUUUAAUUUUAUUCACUUGCAUAUUUUGUGUUGUUAAUUCUGACUUUAUAGUAUUUUUCACUUAUGAGUUUGGUUAGUUUACAAUUUGCAUGUUUGAAGGUCAUACAUAUAGCAAUCUAAAAUUGUAUUUCUCUUACUGUACGAAUUAAAUAUGGCAAAGAUCUGGGAUCAUCUCAUUCUUAGAAAUAAACCUUUCUCCAUUUUUAACCAAAUAUUUUGUUAAACUCAAGAUAUUUUGUACUAUUUCUCCUUUACGUUGCAACUUUAGGGAUUACAAUCGGGACCAUAAUCGGGAUAUCUGGAAAUUUCUAUUAUAACUUUAUGUGUGUAUGUCUCUGAGUAUAGCACACCUAGUUUUAAUAUAGUUAUAUUUAUAUAUACUGGGUCUCACAUACCACCUGUUCAUUCACUAUUUAUGUAAUUAGAACCGUACAACCUAGAACCACAAAUUGAAUGUAUACCCACUAAAUAAGCUAUUUACUAUCCGUUAAAAUUAUUUUUAACUGUUUUAAUUUAAAGACAAAUUUUAAAACCCUUGACUUUCAACGCUCUUGAAAAUAAUUUAUUACUUUAUCCAUGUUUCCUUUUAAUUUCCUCAAUAUUUUGAUACAAAUUUUAUCGGAUAGUAAAUACUAUCUUUUAACAACUAUAGUAACUGUGUCCCUCGGUGGUGUUUUCAUUUUAUACAGUCACCAUGUGUUGCAAUCCAGAGUUGAAACGGCACCAAUUAAAUGAAAUUUUAUCUGUUAGACAUUUUAAUAAUUGCUGUUUCUAUUAUUAGUGUUCUGCCAUAAAAAAGUUGUAUUAUUAUAAUGUAGUAAUUAAACGAUAAGCAACAAUCACCAGAAUCUGUAUUUGGUUUACAUAAAACGCCAUUUUUUUUGUUAGUGUCUGCUGCCGUUUUAGCUAGGCGUUGUCUUUGGCAGACACCAUUAUAGAUACCAACAUUGAAAAUUUAAAAUACAUUUUUUAAUAUAUUUCCGAACUUGGUAAAACAUUCCUAAAAGUUGGCUGACGUAUAGGUUAUCUAUCGUAUAGGUAAUCUGGUGGCUGUUAUAAAUUAAUACCCCACCGAGGGACAAACGGUAUACUUACUGUAGCAAUAAAUUUUUUUCACCUUUUCAAAUAACUUGUAUAGGUAGUGCUAAUGUGGACCACUUAGCUUACCCCUAUGUCUGCACACCGCUGUUACAUUUUACUCAUAUAUCAAACUUUAAGAUUUUAGCUUUAAUGCAUUAUCGUAUAAUACAGGUACAGCACAUCUUCAUCUGGAUUAGAUGUCUUUGGUAUAGACAACAUUCUUGGUGUUUCUUCUUAUAAUUGUGUUUAUUUCUCAAAUUCAAGCGUUAAUACUACUUUUUAAAUUAUUAUCAAGUUGAUUUUUAGUAUUAUCUUUCUGUUUAAUUUUAAACAUCUUUCAGAAAAAAAUAAAGAUAUAAGUUUUCACCUCUUAUGAGUCGAAUGCAAUAUAUGAUUGAACAAAACACGUAUUCUUAUUAGUUUAAUUAUAUAUUUAUAAGUAACAAAAUGUACGUUUAUCAUAGGCCAGUGUCAUAACUAUUGUCUAAGAGUUGUAAUGGAAAAAUUUAUUAUAUAAUUAAAUUCUUUAAAUAUUUAGGUUUCACUCUAAAGACCCAUUUUAAUCAACAGAUGUUACAAUUUUUGUUGAAUUUUAACUGGAGUCUCUCAUGGAUGUCUGUUGAUUGAAGAAGGCAGACAGGCUUUUCUCAGUGAGGUCGACACAUUUUGAGAACUGUAUAAGCAAAUGUUUCGACGCGAUUUGAACAUGACAAAUAUUUGAUAACUAUAACUAACCAUAACUAUAACUAUAUGAUUUAUAAUAUUUAAUAUAACUUUAUAAUAAUGCUGUUAUUUAUCAUAGCUUUAUAUCAUUUAGCGAUAUACGGAAUAUAUUAUACCAUAAUGACAAUAAAAUAGAUUAUUAUGCCAUAAAAUACAAUACAGCUACAAAUCUUAUCAAAAUGUGAGCGUAGGAUUUUAAGUUGAAAGUAUCAAUAAAAUAUAAUUAAUAUAAGUAAAUUAAGUAUAAAAAAUAAUAGACUAUUCUUUGGUUCGACUGAAAUAAAAUUUACUACGCCAGAACUGUAAUAUGUAUUUAACAAAUGCUUAAAAUAAAACUGUUUAUUUUGUUUGGA